Messenger RNA from Schistosoma rodhaini, 987 nucleotides. The record is from the annotation of a GenBank genome assembly. Lineage: Eukaryota; Metazoa; Platyhelminthes; Trematoda; Strigeidida; Schistosomatidae.
AUGUCAAAGUAUCAGUCAAAACUGGAUGUUGAGAAAACACAAGAAGCAAUAAAGUUUCUAAGGAAUUGUUUCCAGAAACAAUUGUCAGCGAAACUAAAUUUAUUACGCGUAUCUGCCCCACUAUUUGUACCAGCCAACAGCGGAUUACAGGAUGAUUUAUCCGGUGAGGAACGUGCAAUUAUGUUCGACGUUAAAUCUGGUGAGACAGCACUUAUUAAUCAAUCCUUGGCCAAAUGGAAACGUAUGGCAUUACACAAAUAUAAGCUAAAUCAAUACGAUGGAAUUUACACAGAUAUGAAUGCGAUCAGACGUGAUGAAGUUGUCUCUCCACUUCACUCAUAUUAUGUAGACCAAUGGGACUGGGAGAUCAUUAUUCAGAGAGAUGAACGAAAUGACAAGAAGUUGGAGGAAGUAGUUGAGAAGAUAUAUGACUGUAUGAAAGUAACUGAAAACAUUUUGGUAUCGGCAUACCCAGUGUUAAAUCGCAAGUUACCGGAAAAUAUUAAAUUCAUUACAACACAAGAGUUAGAAGAUAUGUAUCCCGACAAAAAACCUACAGAACGUGAAUAUCUUGCAGUUAAACAGUAUGGGGCUGUUUUUCUCAAACAGAUCGGAAAGCUUUUGAAAUCCAAUACGAUACACGAUAAUCGAGCCCCAGACUAUGAUGACUGGGAAUUGAAUGGAGAUAUACUAGUGUAUAGUGAACAUGACGAUAGAUGUAUAGAAUUGUCGUCAAUGGGUAUCCGAGUGGAUGAGUUAUCAAUGGAGAGACAGUUGAAAGAAAGCGGUUGUGAAGCACGGAAACAGCUUGAAUAUCAUCAAAAUGUUCUGAAUGGUAUAUAUCCAUUAACGAUAGGUGGUGGAAUAGGACAGAGUCGAUUGUGUAUGUUCUUUAUGGAGAAGAAACAUAUUGGUGAAGUGCAAGUUAGUAUAUGGCCUGAACACGUUCGUCGUGAAUGUGAACAGAAUAAUAUAUUUCUCUUGUAA